Meloidogyne enterolobii is the source of this 685-nucleotide messenger RNA. Lineage: Eukaryota; Metazoa; Nematoda; Chromadorea; Rhabditida; Meloidogynidae. The record is from the annotation of a GenBank genome assembly.
CUGCAACCGUCUGAACUUAACUCCAUCUGGUUCUUUGUCUUCAUAAUCACACCAUACACGUGAAAGGCAUAUAAUAUUGCCGGAUCCAGCCACAGAACCGGUUACAACCUCAACCUUCAAAAUAUUAUCUCCUAAUUCCUUUACAAUCAUUCUUGUCCCAUUGACAAGCCCUCUACUAACGGCCAAAUUCUUUAAAAGAAUUACAAUGCAACCUUCUUUAAGGUGUAACCGGUGUGGUGGAAUUGAAGCAGGAUUUAGUAAAUUCAAAGCUUCAACAUCAUUGUCGCAUUCAUCAAAAUCCAUUGGCGAUUCGUCAACGUUCGAUUCGUCCGUUGAGAAAUAAAUCUUUUCCUUGGUCGUAAUCUUUUUCAGCAUGUCUUCAUUAAUCACAUUCACUGUGUCAUUAUGUGGCGCUAAGAUCAGUCUGUUAAUGAGCUCUUUCGGAUUCGAAAGAGCUUGGCCGUUGUCAGUGACAAAAUUCAUCAACUCUUGGCGCGAACCCACUAUAUUUCUACUAUCAAUCUCGACUUCCUUAUUUAAUUCGCCGUUUCCAAUUUUUCGCAGCCAAUCAGUGAAUUGAAUUUCAUUCUGUCCCUGACGCAUAUUAAUGUUCAGCGUUAUUAUAUUAUUUCUAAAAUGCGGCCACAAUUGUAAUGAAGACUGUAUACAGGCAUUGACUUGAUCU